GGGGAAAAAAACAGCAGUGCCGGUCCCUGAAUAACCCCAGUGCAGGUCUCGCUCUAGAUAUACAACUUGUCCAGAUGGGUUUCUUCAGCUCAGUUCAUAUGACAACGACGGUUGUUGUCAACAAGAAAAGGUGAAAUGUAAAACAACCAAAUGCUAUGAACGGGAGAAAUCGACUAUAUAUAUAUAAUCAACAAAACAAAGUAAUUCUUUGGAUUUUUUUUAUUUUUAGCUUUCAACUAUAUGUUUAGUUAUGGAGAGUAACGUUGUACGUUGAACCGCAGAUGAAUGUAUAUUUUGUUUACACAUCCAAAAGUGUUUUUGGUUCUGUUGUUAGCUAGUAGGCUAACUAGCUAGCCGGCGAUGUAUUUGUGAUUUGGCUGGCUAGCUAGCUGAAUAUUCUUUCUUCUCAAAGUUGUUUUAUGGAGAUAGUUAGCUUGUGUGUUACACAAAUAGUAGUUAGUUUGUCAUUGUCGUGAUUGUAGGUUAGCUAACUAACCAGUGACGUCUACAUUGUUAGCUAGCUAGCUAGUUAGCCUCGACGUUUACAGGAUGAGUAACGUUAGCAGUCAAAAACGCCAGCAUUUUAAAGGAGCCGAAGUGAGCUGCGGUGUCAAAUACUUCUUGUUUGGAUUUAACAUCAUAUUUUGGUUACUGGGAGCAGCCUUCCUGGGCAUAGGACUGUGGGCAUGGGCCGAGAAGGGGGUGCUGUCCAACAUGGCCUCCAUAACAGACCUGGGAGGUUUCGACCCCGUGUGGCUGUUCAUCGUAGUGGGAGGAGUCAUGUUCAUCCUGGGAUUCGCUGGUUGCAUCGGAGCGCUACGGGAAAACACUUUGCUUCUCAAAUUUUUCUCAGUGUUCCUGGGUCUGAUCUUCUUCUUGGAGCUGACAGCAGGCAUCCUGGCCUUUGUGUUCAAAGACUGGAUCAAAGACCAGCUCAACUUCUUCAUCAACAACAACGUCAAGGCUUACCGCGACGACAUCGACCUGCAGAACCUCAUAGACUUCACACAGGAAUAUUGGUCGUGCUGUGGAGCCCACGGUCCUAAUGACUGGAACCUGAAUAUCUACUUCAACUGCACUGAGUUUAACCCCAGUAGAGAGCGCUGUGGAGUCCCCUUCUCCUGCUGCGUCAAAGACCCUGCCGAAGACGUCCUUAACACACAGUGUGGCUACGACGUGAGACUUCAAGGGGAGUUGGACCAGCAGAAGUACAUCCACACCAAGGGUUGUGUGGGCCAGUUUGAGAGGUGGCUUCAGGACAACCUGAUCAUUGUAGCUGGGAUCUUUGUGGGCAUUGCACUUUUACAGAUAUUUGGGAUCUGCCUGGCUCAGAACCUGGUGAGUGACGUCAAGGCCGUGAAGGCCAACUGGUGACGCCAGGACCCUGAGGGGGAGGGAGUACUCUGACCUUUGACCCCCAACAUCCAGCUCACCUCCAACUGACUGCUAAGAGAUGAAAACACAAAGAGAUGUUUACCUCUGGACCUGCCAGGCUGAGAGGUGAAAACACAAAGAGCUGUUUACCUCUGGACCUGCCAGGCUGAGAGAUGAAAACACAAAGAGCUGUUUAGGCUGAGAGGUGAAAACACAAAGAGAUGUUUACCUCUGGACCUGCCAGGCUGAGAGGUGAAAACACAAAGAGCUGUUUAGGCUGAGAGGUGAAAACACAAAGAGCUGUUUACCUCUGGACCUGCCCGUCCGUCUAUUUCACCUUGUGUCACUUUCAACCCUACUUCCACUAGGAUUUCAAAACAGCCCUUCAGAAAGGCCUUCCAGGGCUGCUUGUUGGAUACCUCCUAUCCCACUUGUACAGCCUUUCUGUCUCCUGUACAGUAUAGAGUGGGCUGCUGACUGACCUACCGGCUGGCUGACAGGAUGGCAUUUUUUCCCGUUAUCCUAUGACCACUGAAAGACAUUAAGCUCUCUUCAUGUUAGGGUAAAAUUCAGAAAAUUCACAAGAUGGCAAGUCUGGAGUUAGCAAGGCCUUGCUACAGAUGCAUGUCUUUAACCAGCUGUUUGUUAAACAUCAUGUUUUAACAUAAAACAAAAUGUAUUUUCUUUUGCCUGUCGAUGUUUUGAGUUUAAUCAAACAGACAGACAUAUACGGAGAGGAUUUUUCUCUCCCGGCAUCCCUGAAGCACAUGGGGAUAGUAGGCUUUUACUUGAUCUAACCUUUAACCUUAUACUAACGUUAAAUCUACGUUAUACUGACGUCGAGGCGAUGUUUGUACGUGUUUAUUCUGUCUCUCUUCUGGACUCCCACCACUACCUUUUGGAAGCUUGAAUUACCUGACACCCUAGUUGUUAUUCUGAUCUGUCUGAUUUGUCUGGUCUGUCUGGAUUUUUACUUUACUCCUCUCUUAGUUUUUUUCUCCUAGUGUUUGUUGGUGUGUUUGUUGUCUAUCUGUCUUAGUUGGACUGUUUUUUUAAACUAGUUUGUAUAGAAUAACAAAUACUUGUUUAAUAUCUUCAUGUAUAAAUAGUAACACAUUUUCUCAAUAUAACAUGAAGGCUGCUUCAUCAUUGUAUCUUAGAGGAUUGAUAUGAGUAAGUAGACUUCCUGGUACAUUUCCCAUGUUUCCCAGAAAUCCUGGUUGUAAGGAUUCCAUAUUUCCUUUUUAUUCCUUCCUGAUUUCUAGGAACCUCUUCCACAACCAGGAUUUCUGGGAAUUUGGGAAAAAGGUAACAAAAUGUUUUCAAAUCUAUUAGUAUGUUGUUUGUAACCAGGUCUAAAGCUUCCAUGGUGAAAUGACAUCCAUAUUAUUAUUCUGAUCUUUAUUAGAACAGAGAAAGUGGUGGUUCAUGUUUUUAUUUUAUUUUUCACUUGCGUUAUUUCCUUGUCAAUACAGAGUUUACACCAUAGCAUACCAGUACAUUUUAAGCACAUUAUCAGAUUUGUAGCAGUAUAUGGUUUGAAUUGAAUUGUAUUUAUUGGGAUUUGGGGAUUUUAAAUUAUGUCUGGCAUGAAUAAUAUUCCCUGCAGCUUCUGUCUGGCCGCACUCCAAAAUGUCAGCUCUUGUACACAGUUAUUUCUCCAAUCGUUAAGGUCCCUUAAGAUAUACCUUACCACUGUCUCGCUCUUCCUGUGGUGUGUACAAGGCCUAUGUGUAGGAGUUGUAGUGUUACUCCUCUUGGGGGAAUCCUUCCUGGUUGGGCUGCUGUUGUAGUAACAGGCUUGGUUCUUAGCUGUAUUAGCAUGUACCACCCUGCGUGUCAGUGCUCUUUAAUGCUGUUGUUCAGCAGCAUGGGCUCUACUACCCUGCUUGUCAGAGCUCUUUAAUGCUGUAGUUCAGCAGCAUGGGCUUUACUACCCUGCUUGUCAGAGCUCUUUAAUGCUGUAGUUCAGCAGCAUGGGCUUUACUACCCUGCUUGUCAGAGCUCUUUAAUGCUGUAGUUCAGCAGCAUGGGCUUUACUACCCUGCUUGUCAGAGCUCUUUAAUGCUGUUGUUCAGCAGCAUGGGCUUUACUACCCUGCUUGUCAGAGCUCUUUAAUGCUGUUGUUCAGCAGCAUGGGCUUUACUACCCUGCUUGUCAGAGCUCUUUAAUGCUGUAGUUCAGCAGCAUGGGCUUUACUACCCUGCUUGUCAGAGCUCUUUAAUGCUGUAGUUCAGCAGCAUGGGCUUUACUACCCUGCUUGUCAGAGCUCUUUAAUGCUGUUGUUCAGCAGCAUGGGCUUUACUACCCUGCUUGUCAGAGCUCUUUAAUGCUGUUGUUCAGCAGCAUGGGCUUUACUACCCUGCUUGUCAGAGCUCUUUAAUGCUGUUGUUCAGCAGCAUGGGCUUUACUACCCUGCUUGUCAGAGCUCUUUAAUGCUGUAGUUCAGCAGCAUGGGCUCUGGGUAUUUGCGACGACCGCUUUACUGUCGUUCGUCAAGAAGCCUUGAACGAUGGUUUGCCUGAAUAGGAGAGAAACCAGUUCGUGUGUCAGGCUAGGUUUUUAUGCAAAAAAAAAAAAAAGAUUAUUCUGACAUUAGAACAGGAUGUUUGUUUUCAAGGUCUAAUUCAGCUGUUUUUAUCUAUUGUCAAAUAAGUUCAGGGUAUGAAUGAAAUACCUUACUGUGAUUUUGUUUUUCAUUAAAAUGGUUUAAAAAAUAUAUUUUUUAAACAUAUUUAACAAAAAUGUUUCUUAGCAAAGAGCAAUUUCUCAAGCAAGAAUUUUGCUAGGACUGUCUGAGUGGGGAGGGGAAAACCGAAAACUAGCUGUUAUUGGCAGAGAGGUUCGGAACUCUUUGUUGGUCACCAGGCAGGCCAAAACGCUAACCCACCAAAACAUUCUCUUUUACUACGCUGGGCCUUUUCAUUUCAUUUGAAAUUAUGCUUUAGUUAAAAAAAUAAAAUAAUGUGUGGGGGGGUUACCAGCCAUAGGUUGUUGAAUUUGUUUUGUUUUGUCAUUUUGAUCGUGAUGGCCUUACAACAUGAUACCUUGUGAUGUUUCAUAUUUUCUCCUAGGUUUGUGUCCCAAAAUCACACUAUUCAAUAUUAUAGUUUGCCUGACCACUCCUCCUUAAUUGAAUUCCGCUGCUCUAUUGACCGCUCCAUACAACAGUGUGAACUUGUACGAGUCGUUUGUACUGAUGUCAAAAAUUCUGUGAUUUUAUUAUUCGUGUAGGCCAACUCUGGUCCAACCCAUCGGUUUCUUGGUCCAAUCAGAAUGAUUUGAAUGUGUUUGCAUUUAAUAAGUCAUCGAGGAGGAGGAGAAUCCAAACUCUUGGUGGAGAAGAAACCUUAGUGGGCCUUGGCAUCUGUCUGGAGCCAUGUGGAGCCUCUAGUCAAAAGUAGUGCACUAUAUAGGGAAUAGGGUGCUCUUUCGGGCACACCCUUCCCUCCCUAAGAUAGAUGGCAUCAUUCCAGAGCCUCCUGCAUAAUCAUGAAUGUAUACCUAUGGAUGAAUCUCAAUUGUAUUUCCUUGAUUCCUUCCAUACGCUCUCCUUGCCUCCUUCUCCAGUCAAAACACAUUGAAGGAAGAAUUCCAAAGGGAAGAUUGAGAUUCACCCUGUCUGUUACCAUCUGUUACAUAGACCUGUUCCAAUGCAUUUCACCCUAACAUGUCAUCACUACCCUUUAGCAGUGCAAUGAACACAAAUCUGAUGUGAAAAUAAGAAAUGUGAAAAAAAAUAAACCUAAGAUCUGUUAUUUUACAUCAUUAACAAACUUUAGCAUUAUUUUGUAUUUUGUACAUGAAAUCAAAUAGUUCCAUUCCAUUUUCAGGUUCUUGGUUUUCUUCCUUUUACUUCCUGUUCCUGUUUUACUUCCAGUGUACUUCCUUUGUUACUUCCUGUGUAUGUGCAUUGUCAUCUCAGGAAAAAAAAGGAAUCUGCAAAAUAUAUAUAUAUAUUUUUUACCUUGACACAUCGCUUCAUGAAUGAUUUGCUAGAUUUCAAAGCACGUCUGUACCUACGUGGGGCUGUACUAUAGGUUUACCCAAGUUCCUGCUGUAAGCUACAAUCCUCUCAUUGAUAAUACUGAUCUAUUAUAGAGAGACAACAUUGUCUGUGUUUUAGGUUCACAUCAUACAUGUGCAUUUAUACUGGUGUCGGGUGUUUCACAGAACAUGACUGAAGUAUUUCUCUGUUUUAUAAAAUGAAAAGUAUGUCUGUGGUUGCUUACUGUUAUUAUCUAACCUGUUCGGUGGGGGUUUAAAAAAAUUAAAAAAUAAAGUUUAUUUGUAUUUUAUCUCAAAGCCUUUUAAGAUAUUUUAUUUUACGUUCCCCACAUAGCUUGUACAUUUCCAGAGUCUACCUCAUUUUUAGAGAGGUGUCCUUUUUAAAAAGCUAGUGGUUGGAUUUGUUCCAUGGCCCGUCAGAAAGAUACUGAGAGGUGUAGAGAAUCUCAACUGUUUGUUAAAACCUAUAAGAGAGUCAUGACAGGAAGACAGUAGGUCCUUAAGUUACAACAUACAGGUGAUUUUUUUAUAAGGUUAUUUCUACUGUCUGAGGACGUAGCAUAGUUUCUAUUCUGAUGACAAGCUACACUACAGUAUGGUGAUUUUAAGGUUCAUUUGGUCAAAAUGUUUUGACAAGUUUGUCCUGAUCUUGAAAUGGUGUUGUGUAAUAUCUACCAGCGCAGUGACAGUACCAUGCCUGUCAUAGCCAUUCCCCUUUUAAUGAUGAUUCCAAAUUAUAUUUCUCUUCUUAUUACUAUUAUUAUUUUGAAGAUGUAACAUUCUUAUUGUAGCAUUUGUGUUUUUUUGUGUUAUUAUUUUUUAGAAAUUUUGAAAAUUAUUAUUUCUCUCAAUUUCUUGAAUUCCAUGUUGUUAUUAAUACAGCUGGAAUGUAAAAUGAAAUAAAAUAAACAUGAUAUUAGUCCUUACUAACCUCUAAAAUGGAUUCAUUUUAUUUUAGCACUGUUUUUAUUGUCAUUACGUUAACGUCUUAAAGGAUAGUAUUGCUGAACAGAGAAUGCUGAAAAUGAGUUAGAUGCCUUUCGAUAAUGGGGACAUGGUCUGUUACACUUGUACCAUUGUGUUACAAAUAUACUUAUUUUUCAGAUUAAAUAAAAAGGACUUAUGAAAAACA
Messenger RNA from Oncorhynchus kisutch (coho salmon), 6514 nucleotides. RefSeq names its product tetraspanin 17 (gene tspan17). The transcript has 8 exons. The record is from RefSeq and is a predicted model, not a curated record. Lineage: Eukaryota; Metazoa; Chordata; Actinopteri; Salmoniformes; Salmonidae. The coding region runs from base 550 to 1374 and encodes 274 amino acids. Gene Ontology annotation, cellular component: plasma membrane.